Molecule: messenger RNA, 4986 nt
Organism: Halteromyces radiatus
Lineage: Eukaryota; Fungi; Mucoromycota; Mucoromycetes; Mucorales; Cunninghamellaceae
Product: CPSF A subunit region-domain-containing protein
Exons: 15
Coding region: 78-4934 (1618 amino acids)
Cellular component (GO): mRNA cleavage and polyadenylation specificity factor complex; nucleus
Molecular function (GO): nucleic acid binding; protein binding
Source: RefSeq, a predicted model, not a curated record
UAUAUAUGUAUAUAUAAUAUAUAUAUAUAUAUUUAUUAAGUUUUAUAAAACAGACUUUUCUUAUUUAUAGUUUUAGAAUGUCUGCUUAUACUAUAUAUAAAGAAUUGUUUCCUCCUCAGACAAUAGAACACGUUGAACAAGCUCAAUUUACAGCACCUGGAAUAACUAAUAUUAUUGUAGCAAAAGCUUCUUUAUUACAAAUAUACAAUUUGAUUGAAUACAUUCCUGAAAAACAACAAGAUCAAAAUACCAAUAAUGAGGAAGAUAACGAUGAUGCUUUGAAUACAGAAACUUCAAAUCCUAUUGGUGACAAAGACGACGAUAGUACUUUACCUUAUCCAAACUUAACACCUCUCGACAACGAUAUUGCUUCAACGAAUUCAGCACGAUUGGAACUGGUAGCGCAAUAUAAUCUCAAUGGGACAAUCACUACUAUGGGUGUCAUACGUACUUGCUCACCUCGUGGAAAAGAAGGUUGUGACAGUUUACUGUUAGGUUUUGAAGAUGCCAAGAUGUCUCUACUUGAAUGGUCUCCUGCAACUAAUUCUAUCACUACAGUUUCUAUACAUUACUACGAACGUGAAGAACUCAAGAAAGAACAUUUAUCUAAUACGUUCACACCUUCGCUUCAUGUCGAUCCUCAACAACGAUGUGCGAUUUUGAAUUUUUAUAAUGAUAAAGUAGCUGUAUUACCCUUCCGACAAGCUGAUCAAUUGGAUACUGGAGGUCAAGAUUAUGAUGAAGAUGAUCCAUUACAGAAGCGACCUUACUUACCUAGUUUUAUCAUUGAUCUACCUUCUAUUGACAAGAAUGUGAAAAAUGUGGUGGAUAUGGUAUUUUUAUCGGAUUACUAUGAACCUACUCUUGCCAUUCUAUAUCAAGCAAAGCAAACAUGGACAGGUCGACUAGAUGAAGACAAGGAUACCGCAAGUAUCAUGGUGAUAUCAUUAGAUUUGACUGAAAAGGUAUAUCCUGUGAUUUACUCUUUACACCAUUUACCUUACGAUUCACUUCAACUCGUGGCCAUGCCAAAGCCUAUUCAUGGUAUGAUGGUAAUUUCUGCUAAUGCUCUGUUAUACGUCUCUCAAGGAUCACCAGGAGUAGGCGUUGGUGUCAAUGCCUAUGCCAAAUCAACAACUGCUUUUCCAAGCAUGAAAUAUGAUCCAGCCACUGUCAAUCUCGGUCUUAUUUUGGACGGUGCACGUGCUCUUUAUCUUUCAGAAGGUGUAUGCCUUCUUUUUCUUCAAAAUGGCGAUUGGGCAAUAGUGCAAUUUGUGCGUGAUGGAAACAAGGUGGUUGGCCUUCAAGUGACACGUCUUCCUUUUGGUCAAAUUGAUGUCAUCACUUCCGAUAACAAGAAUACACGAAAACUCGAACAUCAAUAUACUCCCGUUGCUUUGGUGCCUACAUGUGUUUGCAAUGUCAAGGAUGGAGAUUAUUUCUUUUUGGCAAGCCGUGUGGGAAACUCUUUAUUAAUCAAAUGGAGGGAUAAUGGUCAAUAUUUCAAUACCAAAAAUUCAACAGAUCAUGGUUAUACUUUUCGUGUAGUGGAUGAAUUAUUGAAUACGGGGCCUAUUACUGAUAUGGUAGUUGGUGAUAUAGACUUGGAUACUACUUCUUCAGAAGAAAGCAAUACAACGGCACCGGAAACGACGGCAGCAUUAUUACCUGAUGUGGAACUAGUGACAGCAUCUGGUUAUGGCAAAAAUGGAGCUCUAUGUAUACUACGACGACAUAUUCGGUCCAAAUCUUCGUUUUCUUUUGAUCAAACUGAUUGCCAAGCCCUUUGGACCAUAAAGCAUAGAACCAACGAUGAUGAUGAGUUGGAGGCAGAUAUAGCGAAGAAUAUGGCAUUCAAUAGAUCAUUUGACAAGUUGUUAUUUAUCAGCAAAUCCAGCAGCACUCUGGUUUUAGCAGCUGGUGAUGAAUUACAAGAACUUGAAAAAUCUGGAUUUUAUACCAAAGGACCUACUGUGUUAGUAAGCACUUUAUUCAAUCAUACUCGUAUUGUACAAAUUCAUGAAAAAGGAUUAUACCUUCUUACUCCUGGUGGCAAACGACUCCAAUCGAUCCCUGUGAGAGAAUCAAGAAUUGUUGAAGCAAGUGUACAUGAUCCCUAUAUUGUACUGGUUUUAGAAAAUCAAACGAUAAUGACGUUACAGUGUGAUGCCACUACAAAGGAUAUCAUCUAUGUUCCUGUUCCUUCAUCUUUGAACAAACCAAAAAAUAUCUACUCAGCUUCUGUGUUUGCCGAUACUUCUGGACUCUUUACAUCUAUCAAGAACAAAAAGGAAAUCAUUGCUACUAUGAAACUUCAACAAGCAAUAACUCACAAAGACAAGAAACGAAAGGCAGAAGAGGAUAUGGCACCAAAUAAAUCAAAAAAGUUACAUGGAGCUUCCUCCGCAAUAGUGACAUCUAUUACAAACAAGGAUGAAUUCGACGAAAUAGAUAUGGAUUUAUAUGGUGAUUCAAGCGAUGAAAAGGAUACCAGCAUGACGAUAGAAUCAUCAACAGAUGCAACAACGCUGAAUAUGAAUAUGACAGAUGAUGAUGAAUCUCUUUAUGGAAGUAGCACCACAGGAAAAUCACAAGAAUCUCAACAUAAACUGCAACAAAAUCAAAUCUCUCGCAAUAGGAAUAUAAUUGAUGAAGCCAAUGUCAGUAUGAUGGGGGGUAUCCAAGAAACAACAUGGCCGAUGACCUUUUGGUGUGUGGUUUAUACCAAGACGGGCGAACUGACAUUGUAUAGUUUACCAGAUUUACAAGAAUGCUAUCAUUUCCCAAAAUUAAACCUAUUACUCAAUCUGGUCACCGAUUAUCCAGUACAUGACAACUCCAACAACAAACCAACUGAAUCAGUAUUUUUGUCUCAACAAACAUCGACAAGACUAGGUGAUGCAAUUGGCACUAUCAAGAUUAAGGAAUUCUUAUUGACAAACAUUGGCAAGGAAAGGAAAGAUCCUCAUUUGGUGUUACGCACAUCAACCGGUGAUAUUAUCAUUUACAAAGCGUUUGAAUUUAUACCAACCGCCGACAAUCUUUUAGUGAAUGACGUUGAAGUUUGUACAGAUGCACAACUGGAGGAUUAUGAAGGUCGACUGGCGUUACGAUUCUCACGGGUACAUCAUGAUUAUAUAUCAAGAUAUCGUAUUGAUUAUGAAUUACUGAAGGAACAAGAACUGGAAGCUCAAGCACAAAAAGAAAAGGAAGAACAGGCAAAGCUAGUAGUAGAUUUGGGUAUUGAUGAUAAUGAUAUGCUAGGAAUCGAUGGGGAAGGCAAGAAAAGGAAGAAGAAAAAGAAAAACAGCAGCAAUUCUACAAGUAAAAGACGCGAACGUAUGCUCUCUCUAUUUAUGGAUGUGUCUGGCUAUUCUGGUGUCUUCGUGGCUGGUCCCGAACCACUCUGGUUGAUGUCUUCAAGCAAAAGCUUUGUCCGCGUGCAUCCUAUGAAAACUGAUCGUCCUAUUCGAGCCUUUUCUCAGUUCCACAAUGUCAACUGUUUACAUGGAUUUAUUACUAUUGAUAUUGACUCAAGAAUUCGACUAUGUACUUUACCCAAUGAAAACACUACAUAUGACAUGGAUUGGUUGGUAGAAAAAAUACCAUUGGGACAAACGGUACACAAAAUCAAGUAUCAUCCAACGAUGCGUGUUUAUGGUGUUCUUGUAUCAACAGCGAAGGAGGCCAAAGUGGGUGGACUCGGACAUGGUGGAGAUGAAGAAGACACAGUAUCAACAACAGACGGCGCUACAACAGCAACGGAACAUAAAAUGGACGAUCGCGAACCUGGAGCAUUCCUUCCAAAAGUGGAUCGAUUCUCUUUAUUACUGAUAUCGCCUGUGACAUGGGAAACAGUGGAUCAAGUGACAUUUGAUGAAUUUGAACAAGGCCUCUCUUUGGAAUGUGUACCUUUGGAAUCAAAACAAACGAGUUCAGGACGAAAGCAUUUUUUGACUGUUGGUACUGGUGUUUUACGUGGAGAAGAUUCUCCUAUGAAAGGUGCUAUAUAUGUAUAUGAAGUCAUCGAAGUCGUUCCAGAACCAGAUAACCCUCAAACCAAUCACAAAUUCAAGUUUUUACAUAAAGAAGAUGUCAAAGGGGCUGUGACAGCGAUGUGCGAUGUCAGUGGACAUUUGGCAGCUUGUAUUGGAUCGAAAAUGAUUGUUUGGAGUUUUGAAGAUAAUGAAAGUUUGGUAGGUGUGGCAUUUAUUGAUGUUCAGAUUUAUGUUACUUGUAUGUGCUCUAUCAAGAAUUUUAUUCUCCUUGGCGAUGUGCAGAAAUCCAUUUGGUUUUUGGGCUUCCAACUUGAACCUGCGAAACUGGUAUUACUUGGCAAGGAUUAUCAAUCUUUUGAAGUAGGUUCAGUGAACUAUAUUAUCGAUGACAAAUCUUUGUAUUUGAUGGUGGGGGAUACGGAUGAUAAUUUGGAUAUCUAUCAAUAUGCUCCUUACAAUUUACAAUCCAUCGCUGGUCAAAAAUUAAUGCGCCGUGGUGAUUUCCAUGUGGGGUCUCAAGUACGAACUAUGAUCCGGUUACCACAAAUUACAAUCAAUAAUAUCAAUGAUAACAAGACAUUCCAGUAUAGCCGACGUCAUUUUUGUCUUUGUGGAUCAUUUUCAGGAAGCAUCAGUGUGGUAUCUCCUAUUCCAGAAAAGACAUUCAAAAGACUCAAUACUCUCUAUGGACAAUUAGUGAACAGUAUUCAACAUGUAGCAGGAUUAAAUCCAAGGGCAUAUAGACUUAUCAAAGGAUCAAAACAAAGAAUGGCAUCUAAUCGAACCAAGGCAGUAUUGGAUGGUGAUUUGAUUCAUGCCUUUGCUGGGCUGGCGGUGGAUCGACAAAAAGACCUAACCAAACAAAUUGGAACCACCGUACCAAGAAUCAUGGAAGAUAUUGUAGAAAUUAUGGGAAUUAACAUUGAUUAUUUUUAGACUUAUUAUAGUAUACAUGUUUGAAAAUAAACGAAAUUAAAUAUCAUUGUGA